AUCUUUUCUUUCUUUCUCUCUCUUUCUCUCUCUAUUUUUUUCUUGUAUUACAUAUGCUUAUUUUAAGGCACAACUCUUUGUCAUCUGAAGAUCUCUUUGUGAUUGAAUGUUUGAUGAUCAAAGUUUCUGAUCCCAAAUAUGAAGUCAAAGAUCUUGCACAUUUUGGUGUUCUCAACAAGUCUCGCGCCGAGCUAUAUGGCUAUAUUCUUGGAUUUGUUGAGAGACUUGGCCUAUGCGAGUCGAUUGGCGUUACACCAUCCGAGUUUCUUGAUUUUUUAGUUGAUGUAGAUCAUGGCUAUUUGCCAAAUGCAUACCACUCGUUCUACCACGCUGUGGAUGUAGCCAUUGUUCUUUAUCAUAUGGUUAUUUCGUACGAUGUAGCCAGAUAUAUUUCUCGCAUUGACAUUGCCGCAUUGCUGAUUGCAGGCUUGUGUCAUGACAUUGGCCAUCCGGGAAAAAACAACAAUUUCCAAGUCAAUCUCAAGACAGAUUUGGCUAUUCGUUACAGCAACAAGUCUGUAUUAGAAAGCUAUUCUUGUACAAUCACGAUGGAUUUGCUGACAAAGCAUAAACUACUCAAACGUAUGGAAAGUGCCAGUACUGCAUUUGGUUUACCUACUUCAGAACCAGAAAUGAGAACAAGUAUUAUCAAAAUGAUCUUGGCAACAGAUAUGAUAUUUCACUAUGAAUUACAAGAGAAUCUGGCUAAUUUGUUAGAGAUCAUCACAGAAGUGGGACAAGAAGAGGUGAUGCAGAUGCGUUCAUCAUUACACAAGCCUAGCUUACCUUCUACUACUGAAGAAGAAGAAGAAGAAUACGAAGAAUACGACCAUGGCUGCGACCACGACCACGAACACAACCACAAUACGCCCAAAAUUACAAAAAGUGAUUCAACAAUAUCAACCACAAUUACACAUGAAGACGAUAUUCAAGUCAAAGAUAUUUUCUCUUCUCAGGGAGCAAAGAGUGCUAUUGCGUAUUUUAGGAAAAAAUCUUAUUUCGAAGAAGAUACUAUUCCACUCUCACUGAAAACAAUGCCUAUAUUGCCAGCGAGUCCUGAAGAAGACGAAGAUGAUGAGGACGAGGAGGUCGAUAGUUCACUAAAGCGGCUCAAGAAAACAACAUUGGAUGGCCAAAACAAUCAUCACUCAUCAGGUGUGGAUCUUAUGACAAGUACGAUACAAAAAGAUGGAGUCGAAAGAACUGUAUAUACACCACCCAACUAUAUUAUGGAACCACAACAACGGCUUAUUCUCUGUCAAAUCAUACUUCAUGCUGCUGAUAUCAGCAAUGCACUUCGCCCUUGGCCCAUUUGCCUUGCAUGGUCAAAUCUUGUAUGCGAGGAGUUCUUUCGACAAGGAGAAGCUGAACAAGAGCACGGACUACCGGUUUCGCCUAAUAUGGAUCGAAGUCAGGUGAGCCAGACAACCAUUGGUUUACAGUUUGGUGAUUUUGUCGUCAGUCCUUAUUUUGAAAUCUUUGCUGCCUUGUUCCCUAAAGCAGAUGAACUGGUAAAAACAUUGGCCGAGAAUCGUAAACAAUGGAUCAAGUUGGAAGAAGAAGUGAAAGAUAACAAGGAAAAGGAAGAAAAAGAAGGUAACCAACGCUUACCUUCAAGUAUGUUACCCGACAGACCUAUUUUGAAUCCUUCAGGCAGAAGAGUCAGUGUGGCUGCUGGUAUGGUAGUUAUUCCAGACGAAUUAGAAGAACGCACCAUUGGUUCAGGUAAACACAAGCGCAAAUAUUGGGGCGUACGCAGUGUUAGCCAUAGUGAUAUUUCACUGAAUGAUCAACGGGAUCGAUCUGAAGUAAUUCGUCGAAGAAAGAGUGAAGAACCGAAUUUUAUUAUGUCACGUAGACUUAAGAUGUCCCCAAUGUCUCCAAGAAGAUCCGCUCGAGAAAAGAAGUCCAAGACAUUACCGGCUAUUGGUCAAGAGCAAUAACAGCACAAUCUUUAGAUCCCCAAUUUAUAUAUGUAUUUUUCCACACUUAAAAUAAAUUAUUUAUAUAGUAAAUCGCAAGACAUUACGUCAAAACAAAA
Molecule: messenger RNA, 2041 nt
Organism: Gilbertella persicaria
Lineage: Eukaryota; Fungi; Mucoromycota; Mucoromycetes; Mucorales; Choanephoraceae
Exons: 3
Coding region: 54-1943 (629 amino acids)
Biological process (GO): signal transduction
Molecular function (GO): 3',5'-cyclic-nucleotide phosphodiesterase activity
Source: RefSeq, a predicted model, not a curated record